ACGUUUGUGCAACGUGAUAUCGUUCGCUGGUUUUUAUCUCAACUUCCGCUUGUUCUCUGUACUGAUAGAGCAAAGAAACGUUACCAAAACGUUUUAUAAAGGCUUUCGGAAACGUUUCAUCGGCUCACGGUUUGGAAAAACUUAAAUGGAGCACGGUAACGGGGAUAACCCCGACUGGCCGAUGCAACGACGAGUGGAAGGUUUUGUAAACAAACAUAUGGCAGACAUUGCUCGAGAAGCCCUCCAGCAGAGGCUGACUGCUGUGUCAGAUGAGAUGCACAAUCUGGCCGAACGUGUUUCCAGACGAUCAGGGGAAGAGUUCAAAGACGACCCGCGGCAAGGGGACGUGAGCUUCGGUGUACAGCCGCCACUCUGCUCCGCCUGUAGCUCCGGAGCCGCAGACAAGUUACUUUCUGCCCCAUCCACAGAGAUGGCUGCUCAGCGGAAGAUCAUCGGCCUACUGGUGGAGAUCCAAGAGGAGCAGCAGCGACAGUGGGCAGUGCUGAGGGAUCUUCAGGCCCGCCUGCAGGGUCCGGCCGGCUACGAGGAAGAGGAUGUUGAGGCCCUGGACAUGGAUCUCCCCCUGAGGACCCUGGAGCAGCUGGAUGACAUGGAGAGGCAGCUGGAUGACGCAGGAAUACAGAAGAGGAUGGUGUCUUACCUGUCCCGGAUGGGCGGAGCUACGGUUGAAGAUGCAGUGAGACGCCUUAUGCAGGCUGUGCUUUCAUUCGCUGUGGGUUCUGAGCUUAACUGGGUGGGCCGCGGACAGAAGAGAAGCUUCAGGAACACUCGCCUCCAAGGGGUCCUCUUCUGCGCCCUGAAACGAACACCGGUGGGUAAGGAGGCCACACAUCACCAGUACGCUGACGUGGUGAAGAAAUGGCUGCGGUUUGCUCCGUUCAGACAGGGAGGGACCGGCCGUCGCUGCUACAAAGCUCCUGUGGAGUUUCCAGAUUCCGAGGAAACUGACUGAGUUUUAACCACACUGACAUUCAUGGUAUCCCAAGAUACCUAAACAUGAGGGUUUCCAUUCUGAGACAAGAUAUCCACAUGUAAACAUUUUAAAAAAAACACACAUGCAUGAAAAUAUUUCUGUUAUGAUAGCAAUAUAAUUAUGUCUUAAGACACCUGCACACUGUACACUUUUGUAUUUUUCCUCUUCCUGCUAAAAGUGCAAAUGUCCUUUUUAAAGACGCGAAUGAGAAGACAUUUUCUUCAUUUCAGUGAGCUGUGUUAGAGAAGAACGAUGGCAAUGAUACGUCUUACAGAACUUCACUAAAAAAACAUUUGAAUGAAUCUUUCUUUCUUUUUUAUAUCGGUCAGUGCACAUCAGUCUCAGUUGUUUAUAAAUGGAUGUAUAGUGUCUUAGGAUGAAACCAUUCACUGUAUGAUUUUUUUUUUUCUUCUUCUGUAUGUUAAAGCAUUGUUUCACCCCUUGUACACCAACAGUAUUUUCUCCUUUCUUAAUGCCUAAUGCAUUGUUGUAACUCUUCUGAGGGUAUGUGAGCUUUGUACA
Molecule: messenger RNA, 1516 nt
Organism: Perca fluviatilis (European perch)
Lineage: Eukaryota; Metazoa; Chordata; Actinopteri; Perciformes; Percidae
Exons: 4
Coding region: 146-973 (275 amino acids)
Source: RefSeq, a predicted model, not a curated record